Molecule: messenger RNA, 1363 nt
Organism: Stegastes partitus (bicolor damselfish)
Lineage: Eukaryota; Metazoa; Chordata; Actinopteri; Pomacentridae
Gene: elavl2
Product: ELAV like neuron-specific RNA binding protein 2
Exons: 8
Coding region: 185-1363 (392 amino acids)
Cellular component (GO): ribonucleoprotein complex
Molecular function (GO): RNA binding
Source: RefSeq, a predicted model, not a curated record
UAUCUUGUUUGUGUUGGCUUUUUUUUAUGUUUCCAAGUUUGAACUAGAGGCAGAGCGGAAUCUGGUCCUUUCGCGAGCUAUUGGCCAGGUGUUUCAUUCAGAGGUUGUUUUUUUUUUUUUUUUCCUUGCCUAAACGGACGUCCCUAACUUUCAUUUGUAGAAACGACGGCAACUCCAAACUAACAUGGCAGUCAGACUGUGCGAUGUGGCUUCUCUGCUUAGAAGUGGUUCGUGGGCGCCUGAGCCUUGGACUGGGCAGGUAAUUGCUGCCAUGGAAACACAGCUGUCCAACGGGCCGACGUGCAACAACACGAGCAACGGCCCCUCCACAAUCUCAAACAACUGCUCCUCGCCCGUAGAGUCGGGGAGCAUAGAGGACAGUAAAACUAACUUGAUAGUCAACUAUCUGCCUCAGAACAUGACCCAGGAGGAGCUCAAGAGCUUGUUCGGGAGCAUCGGGGAGAUCGAGUCCUGUAAACUAGUUCGAGACAAAAUAACAGGGCAGAGCCUAGGCUACGGAUUUGUGAAUUACGUGGACCCGAAGGACGCAGAGAAAGCUAUCAACACCCUAAACGGCUUGAGACUUCAGACCAAAACCAUCAAGGUUUCCUACGCGCGUCCAAGCUCCGCCUCCAUCAGAGAUGCAAAUUUGUACGUCAGCGGCUUGCCAAAAACCAUGACUCAGAAGGAACUGGAGCAGCUCUUCUCUCAGUAUGGACGCAUCAUUACCUCACGCAUCCUGGUGGACCAGGUGACCGGCCCGGCAGGCGUUUCCAGAGGAGUCGGCUUCAUCCGCUUCGACCGGCGAGUCGAGGCCGAGGAGGCCAUCAAGGGCCUGAACUGUCAGAAGCCGCCCGGCGCCACCGAACCCAUCACGGUGAAGUUCGCCAACAACCCGAGCCAGAAGACCAGCCAGGCGCUGCUGUCCCAGCUGUAUCAGUCUCCCAAUCGAAGGUACCCAGGACCCCUCGCACAGCAGGCACAGCGCUUCAGGUUGGACAAUCUGCUGAACAUGGCCUACGGAGUCAAAAGCCGGUUCUCCCCCAUGGCCAUCGACGGGGUGACCAGCCUGGCCGGCAUCAACAUCCCCGGACACGCCGGCACCGGCUGGUGCAUCUUCGUCUACAACCUGGCCCCGGACGCCGACGAGAGCAUCCUGUGGCAGAUGUUCGGGCCGUUCGGCGCCGUCACAAACGUCAAGGUCAUCCGCGACUUCAACACAAACAAGUGCAAAGGAUUCGGUUUUGUCACCAUGACUAAUUACGACGAGGCGGCCGUGGCCAUCGCCAGCUUGAACGGAUACCGCCUCGGGGACAGAGUUCUGCAAGUGUCGUUCAAGACCAACAAAACGCACAAAGCCUAA